UUUGUAUGAACUUCUUGAGUUUGAAGUUGCACGAAAGAGAGAGAGAGAGCGCGAUAGAGAGAAAGGAGGAACGAGGCAGAGGAAAGCAUAGCGCAUGCAGAAUAACAGAGCGAGAGAGAGAGAGAGAGAGAGAGAGAGAAGCUGCAGUAGCAGCUCGGCUGAUGGACUAAAACCACCCUUUCACUGAACACUCGUUUUUUUCCGCCUAAAUCCACGCACAGCCCGUGGGUGGGCGACACGGAGACACGGUCUCGCGCUGCCGUCGGAGUGGGUCUUAUUGUUAUUAUUAUAAUUUUUUGUACAUCUGCGUGGAAGGAAACGACGACGAAGGAAGCAGAGAGAAGAAGAAGAGGAGGAGGAGGAGAAGGAGCAGAGUGUGUGACAGCUGCUUGAGGAAAUUCCUGACCAAUUUCAUUCGGGCAUGACGGGAAUUUCUGCUAUAAUUCUCUCUUCGCUGAUGGAGAAGGACCAGUGAUCACCGUGCCGUGUUGCCAGGUGGCUUGAUUUUCACCAGAAAGAGUCCACAGUUGACUUUGAUCAACAUUGUUUUGUCCCUAAGUGACGGCGUACGGUCUCUGGAGAUUUUGAGUAUUCCGCAAACAUGUUUCAGUGCUAAACUCGGCCUCUUGACUUACCAUGACCAGCCUGAAGCGUUCGCAGACCGAGCGCUCUGUGGGGGGCUCCGUGCCUGCCACAGAUGAAUUUUAUACCCGCCGCCUGCGCUUGCCAAAUGGAGGAGCUCCUCCUCCACGCAGCGAGAGCACCCACCUGUCCGGAGGCACUCCUGGAGUGCCAAAGAUGGGUGUCCGGGCACGGGUUGCUGACUGGCCUCCGAGGAAAGACGGUGGUGGCGGUGGUGGCAGUGGUGGGAGCGGUGGUAGUGGGAGUGGUGGUAGCAGUGGGAGUGGAAGUGGUGGCGGAGGAUCAGGAGGAGGAGGUAGUGGUGGUGGUGGUGUGUGGCAUAUUACAGUGGAAACAGACUCACCAUCAACUACUUCUGGGAGCACUCAGAGCAACCUUUCUGCCAAGCUUGGUCACUUGAUCAGCCCUCAGGAUUCAUCGAUGCUGCGCAAUAUUCAGAAUACACUCAAGAAUAAGAUCCAUAGCAAGGGCAAAGACAAUCGCUUCCUAUCUCCAGAUGGUUACUUGGGCUCACCACGCAAGGGCAUGCGUCGCAUUCGCCAGCGCAGCAACAGCGAUAUUACCAUCAGUGAGCUGGAUGCAGACGGCAACGAGGGUUGGUCAUUUUCUGGCUGGACACCAAUGCAUCGUGAAUAUGGCAGUACCUCCUCCAUUGACAAGCACGGUGUCUCCGGAGAGAGCUUCUUUGACAUGCUUAAAGCCUAUCAAACGGAUGACCCUGAUCAGCGUAGCCCUGCUCCUGAGAAAUUAAGUGAACUUCUUACUGUGGCACACAAGCAGACUGCCCUUGACCUACCAGACGGGCCUCUGGGACCCCCACGUGGUAGUCCUGCAAGUCGUCUCAAGGAAAGAGAAAAGCAUUUAAAAAGGCGUUCCAAGUCUGAAACCGGAGGAGAGUCAAUAUUCCGCAAGUUACGAAGCGUGAAGGCAGAAGGUGACUCCUCUCGUGCAGGUUCAGAUGCAGAAGAUGGGAAGUCUGAGGAUUUGGGUCCACCUCUGAAGCCUUGGGUCUGUCAAAAGGGGUUUGCUCAUUACGACGUGCAGAGCAUUUUGUUUGACCUUAAUGAAGCCGUGCAAAACCGGCAGAGUGCCUCCAAAAGAAAAAACACCACCACCGGAGCCUCUGCUGCUGCUGCCGCUUCAGCUUCCACCUCAUCCUCAUUAUCGUCCACCCAGAGCGGGGCAUAUGGCUCUCCCUGUGGCAGCCAAGAAGAGCUGAACGCCAAGGAUGGACCGGCGAUGGACUCUGGUGACGAUAAAACCAACGAUCUUGUCCUUAGCUGUCCCUGCUUUCGAAAUGAGAUAGGAGGCGAAGGUGAGAGGAACAUCAGCCCCUCAAAGCAGGGCAGCAUCGGCAGCGGGUCGGCUAAUUCUUCAAGGGACGAGGACAGCUCUCGCGAGGCGGCGCCCAACACACAUUUCAGUAACGCCGGCGUAGCUGUACUGGAAGCUCCAAAAGAUGGGAAGAGCAUACAUCACGAGAGGGGAAAGAGCAACAUUUUGGAACAUGUAGACUUGGGUGCUUACUACUACCGAAAGUACUUCUAUUUAAGAGAGCACUGGAACUAUUUAGGAGUGGAUGAAACACUCGGCCCAGUUGCCGUGAGUCUUCGGAGAGAGAAGCUGGACGAUCAUAAAGAGCACGGCCCGCAGUACAAUUACAGGGUCAUCUUUAGAACCAGUGAGCUGAUGACUCUGCGAGGCUCCAUUUUGGAGGAUGCCGUUCCCUCUACAUCUAAGCACGGUUUGGCUCGAGGCCUGCCUCUGAAGGAAGUUCUAGAGUACCUCGUCCCUGAGCUAAACGUUCACUGCCUUCGCCUCGCCCUCAACACGCCCAAAGUCACGGAGCAGCUGAUGAAACUGGAUGAGCAAGGGCUGAGUUUCCAGCUGAAGGUGGGGGUGAUGUACUGUCUGGCUGGCCAGAGCAGCGAGGAGGAGAUGUACAACAACGAGGCGGCCGGUCCCGCUCUGGAGGAGUUCCUGCAGCUGCUCGGAGAACGAGUGCGUCUCAAAGGGUUCAACAAGUACCGCGCUCAGCUCGACACCAAGACUGAUUCGACCGGCACUCACUCAUUAUACACCACAUAUAAAGACUAUGAGAUCAUGUUCCAUGUGUCCACCAUGCUGCCCUACACCCCCAACAACAAGCAGCAGCUUCUCAGGAAACGGCACAUCGGGAACGACAUCAUCACUAUCGUGUUCCAGGAGCCGGGAGCCAAGGCCUUCAGCCCCAAGAACAUCCGCUCACACUUCCAGCGUUUUGUGGUGGUGCAGGUGCACAACCCGUGCUCAGAGAACACCUGCUACAGCGUCGCCGUGGCCCGUUCCAGAGACGUCCCCGCGUUUGGCCCACCCAUCCCCGAGAACAUGAAGUUCCCCAAAUCGUCUGUCUUCCGGGACUUCUUGCUGACGAAAGUGAUCAACGCAGAGAACGCCGCGCACAAGUCGGACAAGUUCCGCGCCAUGGCGACGCGCACGCGCCACGAGUACCUGAGAGACCUGGCCGAGCGCCAUGUCACCAGCACUCCUAUCGACCCCUCGGGCAAGUUCCCCUUCAUCUCUCUGGCACACAAGCGCAAGGAGAAGAGCCGACCGUGUUUGGGGGCGGAGCUUCGCAGCUCGGGGUCCAUCACCUGGGCCGUGUAUACCGAGGACCACGGCAGCGGUGGAGAAUUCGAAGCCCUGCUCGCCAUCUCCAACGACUUCAUCCUGGUGGAUGCAGAGGCCAAGGCCGUGGUGUUCAACUGCGCCAUCCGCGAUGUCAUCGGCUGGACUUUGGGAAGCCCCGCCUCCAUGAAGAUCUACUACGAGCGUGGAGAGAAUGUCUCGCUGCGCUCGGUCAACAACAACACAGAGGACUUCAGGGAAGUCGUGAAACGCCUGGAGUUCCUGACUAAAGGCUGCGAGACGUCGGAGAUGACCCUGCGCAGGAACGGGCUCGGCCAGCUCGGCUUCCACGUUAACUACGAGGGCAUCGUGGCCGAGGUGGAGCCGUACGGUUACGCCUGGCAAGCCGGGCUGCGCCAGGGCAGCCGACUGGUGGAGAUCUGCAAGGUCGCCGUGGCGACGCUCUCUCACGAGCAGAUGAUCGACCUGCUGCGCACCUCGGUCACAGUCAAGGUGGUCAUUAUACCUCCUCACGAGGACGCCACGCCCCGCAGAGGAUGUUCUGAGCUGUACCGCAUGCCCGUGGGCGAGUAUAAGGGUAGCAGCGAGAGCGGGUCGUACGAGUACAAGUUCCCGUUCCGCUCCAACAACAACAAGUGGCAGCGCACGUCGUCCAGCCCGCAGCAGUCCCUCUCCGCCUCUCCUCAGAGCCACACGGGGACCCCCAACCGCGCCGUCAGCCUGGGGGCCAGCAUGGGCAAGACACUGUCCGCCGAGAGACCCGAGAGAGCUGCGGCCAUCCCGCGCAGCGUCUCCAGCGACGGCCGUCCUCUCGACUCAAAGAGGAUGUCUCCCGGCUCAGAGAACUACGCUCUGGCGUCCUCCAUGGCGAUGGCUCGACCCACUCACACCCGCAGCUCCCCCAGCAACCUAUCGUGCUCCAGCGACACCGGCUCGAGCGGCGCGGCUCACUGGAGGCAGAAGUCCAUGCCUGAAGGAUUCGUGCCAAACAGACACUCUCCUCUCCCGCCCGAGCGGCAGAUGAUGGGAGACGGCGGAGGGAAGUCCACCUCCGGCUGGACCCGAGUGGACGACUCUGACCGAGCAGCAGCAGCAGACGUCCCGGUCAGUAAAUCCGGCCCGGCGUACUCGGGAGGCCCACGUAUCCAGAGGCAGGAGCAGGUCAUUCACCUGUCGCCUAAGAAGAGCAGCCAGUCAGAGGGCCCAUAUUCCCACUCGAGCAGUAACACCCUGUCCAGUACGGCGUCCAGCGGUGCACACAGCGAUGACAAAUGGUACGAUCUGGGAGCCGGAGGUCAGAGCGAUGUUGGUGACUCUGAGCCCAACGGUCUGGGUGGAGGCGGAUACCUGCAGGGCUCCUCAGCUGACAGCGGCAUUGACGCCACCUCUUAUGUGCCCCAUCAUGGUAGCUCGAGCUCCCUACUUGCCGUGGGUACGUCAGCACCUCGGGAGAGGGUCGCCUCACCAUGGCACGGUCCGUCCGAUGGAGGGCGUAGAGUCCUGGAGCGGUCGCCCCCGGCUGCGGAGCCUCCUGUCGCCCCUGCAGAGCCUCCGACCACGCGCAGUCCUCCUACACACCUCCUAAUGCGUGACAGCAGCUCGUACAGCCUCAGCGACAUGGCCGUACACGCUAGCUCUCGUCACUCUGGGAGCUCUGGAGCACUCAGCUCUAGUCACAACUCUCCUCGAGACGAGUCGCCUUCCACCACCUCGCCCUCCUCCUCCUCCUCUCAGAGCUCAGUUUCUCCAGGACCUAAGAGUUUCUACCCUCGCCAGGGAGCCACCAGCAAGUACCUGAUCGGCUGGAGGAAACCGGGGAGCACAAUCAACUCUGUCGACUUUGGAGACACCCGGAAGAGGCCUCAGGGCGAAGGAGCAGAAAGUGUACCAUCUCAGACACGGCCAUCUCUUCGAGACCUGCACUCUCCUCAGCCGCUGGGCAAAUCCACUGUAGAGGAGGAUCUGAAGAAACUCAUCACCCUGGACAGCCCUCCUGCCAUACAUCAUGACGACAAGUCCCUGCAGCCGCCGUGUUCAGGUGCGAGUGGUACGGGCCGGCGCUCUCUGCAGCGCACCCUCUCUGACGAGAGUAUUUAUCGAGGCCAGCGCUUGCCGUCACUGGGAGAUACGGUGUUGGAGCAGGCCCUUGCCAGCGACGUGCUCUUCAGCUGCUCGACCCUGCCACGUUCGCCCACCACCCGCGGUGCCCCCCUGCGCAGGCCCUCCUACAAACUGGGCAUUAAGAUGCAUGGUGACCUCUCCGCGUCUGACACCUCUCUAGCAGACCUGCACGAGCGCCAGAGGUUACCAUCUCCCGAGCUGGGCCUCAUGCCCCUACCCGACACGGACACCGACAGCGGCAUGGACUGGAGCCACCUGGUGGAUGCUGCCAACGCCUUCGAGGGUGAAGGGAGACCCCCACGCAUCCAGAGAAGUUUCAUGUUCAGCUCUCAGGACAUCAGUCACCGUGGUGAGAGUGCAGUGAGCUCACAACAGCUGGAGCUGCAGCCUGUACCCCACUCCCGCCUCUCCCCCAGUGAUAUACCGGUGGGUUUUGCUGGAAAAGUGUCUCAGCUCGAGAAUUUAGUGAAGAUGCUUCAGGACGACUUGAAGAAGGAGCGAGAGGAGAAGUUGAAGCUUCAGGCUCAGAUCAAGCGGCUUUGGGAGGACAACCAGAGGCUCCAGGAGGAAUCUCAGAACUCUGCAGCCAAACUGAAGAAGUUCACAGAGUGGGUCUUCAACACCAUCGACCUUAACUGAGAGCAGCACCGGAGGAGUUGCUCCGUUACCUGCUCCAGCUCCAACAUUCAGCUUCAUCGCCCAGCUCCACUACCUGGCUCCAUCAUCUAGAUCCAGGUUCAUCCCUUAGCUCAAUCACUACUCCACCCUGGGACCAAAACUCACUCCAAUUCCUGCUCCUGUUCCCCUCACACUUUCCUGAAAGCAUCACAGGAACCAUCAGUCAUUCUCCCACCUUCUCCAGAGAACCAAUCCGUACACCUCUGACGUUCCCUUCACAGGUUCCUCAGAGCCGUUCUGCAGGGAUUAGCGCUUCAACAUGCGCAUCAUGGCUAUACCACCGUUCUUCUCCCCGAGGAUGAACCUUCUCAGUUUUUUUCUCCUUCUGCUUUAACAGCCAUGUAUGUGAGAUGUUGCUGGGUCACUGUGCUACUCCCCUCUUUCUAACUAGUGGUGCAAAUCCACACGGCAGCAGUACAGUCGAAUAAACUCACACACACACACACACACACACACACACACACACACACACACACAGACCCGACCUAAACAGGAAGGAAGGGAAGCCACAUGUCUUUCACGAUCUCAGACAAUCCGAUGAAGUUGAAAAAGCAAAAGCAAUAGACCGACGUUCUCACCGGACUCUUAACAGCGACGAUAGAAAUCUCAGCGCGUUGGAUUCCGAUCUCACGUAAAGCAAUUGCAGGUCUGCGGUACGAACGCUGGAAACUUUCCAUCUUUUUUUCUUUUGUGGGGGGAAAAAUAAUUUAUUCCGUCUGUAUUAUAGAAAUAAAUAUCCGUACAGUAGAAGGUCAAUGUUUAUUUUCCAGACAGAUGCUCAUUAUUUAGGUGUAUAAUUAUUAUUAUUAAUAUUAUUAUGAUUAUGAUUAUUUUGUACAUUGGAUUUCAGCCUGAUGCGGUUUUCUCCUGCGUGCUUCGUGGUGCCCUAGCCAGCCGUCGUCGUGUUGCCUUUAGUGCCCUCUGGUGGUAAAAAGUUGAAAUUUCAAUCUAUAGUUCGGUUUAAAAAAACACAAAAAAACAACAAAACGUUUUAUUCCUCUUUUUCAUUCGUGUUAAUGGAAUCAGAGACCAAGCUCAAGCUCAGGCUCAGUGUGCGAGUGUGUGUGUGGAGUUGUUCUGACAAAGGAAACAGUACAGGAAAUUGCCAGACGACCCGGAGUGCCUGCUCAGAGGAAGGGCUUUUAAUCAGCCCAUAGUCCAUAUACGGCCUGUAUUCUCAUUCCUGCCUCUUAGCACUGGGCUUUCUCGAUCUAUCUGAUAUACACUUUUAUCCCCCACCCACCCACCCACACACACACACACACACACACACACACACACACACACACACACACAUAUCAGGCUGUUCCAGCUCAAAAUGUUCCCAAACAACUCUCAAAAAAAAACAAAGAGAGAGUAAUAUUCAGUGGUGGAUGGAGAUGAUUGAUUCUGUUCUAAGAAUCCCCCAAAUCCCCCUGAUGAACCAAUUAAACGUGUAGAUCGGGUUUUUUUUAAAGCCCUAAAGAGCUCAAAUUAUUCAGGUUUGUACAUUUCCAGAGAAUCUAAGAGACCGAGUGCCUGAGCGAGUUUACGAUAACGAGUCGUGCUUCUCCUAUUGAUGCUUUCAGGAAGCUUUUUUCCUGGACAGCUCCCUCGUUCUGUGGGGCUUCGACGCCGACCGAAAAGAAGUUCGAAUACGAUAUUUGUGGGGCGAUAAAAUUAUAUUCACAUCACGUUGUCAUUUUGUUUUGUUUUUUUCAAUUAAAAAAUGAUUAGGAAUAUCUUUGUAGUGGAACUUGCUUCACACAGGGUUGUGGUUUUGAGAUUUCUGGGGAAAAAAAAAAAAUGCAGCACAUUUACAUAAUUACAUAAAUUAUGUAGAUUCCAUGUAAAUGAAGCCGAAUGUAAAAAGUAUGGAUUUUUAUGAUGCCUAACUAUAUAAAUGAAGUUCUAGCUGUCUGCCAAAAAGUAUUAGGACACCUGGCCACCUGUAUGUGCUUCUUCCAAAGUUUGCGGCACACAAUUGUACAGGACGUCUCUGGAAAAUCUCCCUUUACUCAAACUGAGGAGAUCCAAAUCCUGUUUGCACAUCCCUCUGCACAAAGCCAGCUCCAUUAAGUUCUGCUUUCCAUGGGUUGGAACAGCUAUUAUAAGGGCGAUUGAGGACGCAAUGUGGAAGGUGUCCACAAACCUUUGGCCAUGUUAAUGCUAUUUUCUAUCUGAUUAAUAGGACGUUUGUCAUUUAAGUAACUAUUACGGCUCUGUAGUUUAUGGGGGUCCAAACAUUUGGUACGAUUUCUUAAGGUGUGACCCACGUGUUUGACAUGUUGCAUAUAUUUGCAUAAGAUCUGGGUGUAAUUGCAUAGCUCUGCCACUAGGUGGUGGAAGAGUCAUGGAUUCCUUGUGCUAAGUUUUUGUGGGAUUUGGGUGAAGUUCUCAUCGUGGAUUCAUACAAAAAGUUAUUGAACUCAACAUGAGAUUCCAAGGUUUUUUUUCGUGUAAAUCUCGAAACCGUAACCAUUAUUUUGGAUUAUAUUUUAUCAAAACAAAAAACAAACCGGUAUAUGAUUUCUGUACAUUUCCAUUCGAAUGCUUUCGGCGGCUUUGAAGCUCCAACCCAAUUGUUUACUUUUCACCCUGUUCAAUAUUCCACUUCAGAUUGCUUUCAAAUGUGAAUGUUACCUUUUUUUUUUUUAGGCAGAUUAAAAUUUUAUUUGCACUGUAAUAUUUUUUUGUAUAGAUAUUAUUGUUAUUAUUAUUGCCAUGUUGACACUCGAUGGAGCCUCAUGAUGUGAAACGUCUGUCAUCGGCUUUUCCUCGAGUUGGUUAUCACACGUGACGGUGAAGAAGACUCUCCUCCGAACCGUCGACGUUUCUUCGGAUUUUUAGACGUUUCCAGAAAAAAAAACACAAAAAACAAUAAAAAAAAAACACAGAAGUGUUCUAUAAUGAAGAGGAAGUAACUGUUAAUAUGAUUCUAUUCAUAUGAUUUGUGCAGAGGUUUGAAAAGAACCCAUUUCCCACUCGUUAUCAUCAUCAUCAUCAUCAUCAUCACAGUAUUAAAACCUUUCUUAAUAAAUAAAUGACAAAAACAGAAAGGA
This is a messenger RNA of Silurus meridionalis, 9110 nucleotides long. RefSeq names its product signal-induced proliferation-associated 1 like 1 (gene sipa1l1). The record is from RefSeq and is a predicted model, not a curated record. Gene Ontology annotation, cellular component: cytoplasm. NCBI's taxonomy places the organism in Eukaryota, Metazoa, Chordata, Actinopteri, Siluriformes, Siluridae. Gene Ontology annotation, molecular function: GTPase activator activity; protein binding. Gene Ontology annotation, biological process: activation of GTPase activity; regulation of small GTPase mediated signal transduction.